AUGCAUGGUGCCAACAACUCGAGGAGCAAAGCAAGACAUCAAGGUGUUGUCGCAUUGCAAUUCAAGAAAGGCAUCAAGAGGGAAGAUGAGAGCUACUUGGCCAUCUUUAGUGAGUUCGAUGAUGAGGAGCCAAGACCACAAGAUGACAUGCCCAAGGAGGUAGCUGCAGUACUUGAGGAGUUUAAGGAUGACCAAACCACCCGCCAUGGGCGCAUAGCGCAUGGCGCGUCCGGAGUUAGACCUUCGAAAGCCUCUUUCGUUCCAAUCCAAACGACUUCUAAAUCGACUGCAACUAAUAAUGAAGUCAAGAAAUACGUUAGGUCAGUGAUGACAACGACAAGGGAGAAGGAUCCGGAGCUGAAGAGGGUGUUUGCUACGUUCGACAAGAACAAUGAUGGGUUCAUAACAAAGCAGGGGCUGAAGGAGUCGCUGAAGAACAUCAGGGUCUUCAUGAGUGAUGAGGAAGUUGAAGAAAUGGUGAAGAAGGUCGACAUAAACAGAGACGGGCUGAUCGACUUUUCCGAGUUCUGCUUGCUCUGCCAGGGUCAGUCUAUUAUGAAUGGAGGAGAAGCCGGAAGUGAAGCUAGUGAUGUGGACCAAGAGGAGGAGCUGAAGGAGGCUUUUGAUGUGUUUGACAAGGAUAAGGAUGGUUUGAUUUCUGUGGAGGAGUUAAGGGUGGACAUGAGAAGCAAGUACUGUCAACUCCCACCAGCUUACAUGGUCUGCAUUGCAGUAAGAAGCCCAAGCUGGUGGGGCGGCCGUUACACCCGAUGA
Argentina anserina (silverweed cinquefoil) is the source of this 774-nucleotide messenger RNA. RefSeq names its product probable calcium-binding protein CML11. The coding region runs from base 1 to 774 and encodes 257 amino acids. The record is from RefSeq and is a predicted model, not a curated record. Gene Ontology annotation, molecular function: calcium ion binding. Lineage: Eukaryota; Viridiplantae; Streptophyta; Magnoliopsida; Rosales; Rosaceae. The transcript has 2 exons.